Molecule: messenger RNA, 1704 nt
Organism: Fonsecaea monophora
Lineage: Eukaryota; Fungi; Ascomycota; Eurotiomycetes; Chaetothyriales; Herpotrichiellaceae
Exons: 1
Coding region: 1-1704 (567 amino acids)
Source: RefSeq, a predicted model, not a curated record
AUGGCUCGACCAGUCGCUAGACAUCUCCUCUAUCUACCGCUCCUCGAAGGCGAGGUGGUUAGGAUGAUAGAUCUUCAACCAGGAGUGGGGGACGAUCCUGUCUCGCUUCGACUUCUGAUCGCCGAGUUAGGUCAUCAUCCUGACUACGAGGCUGUCUCUUAUGUCCGGGGCGACCCUACUCAAAUAAUUUCAGUCCUUUGGAACGGGAGACCUCUCGCUAUCACUAUCAGCCUCAAUGCAGUCUUCAAGAGAGUUCGAUUCGCAGACAGAUCUCGAAUCCUGUGGGCCGACGCUGUAAGCAUCAACCAAUGGCAUGAUGAAGAACGAAGCCAUCAAGUUGCUUUCAUGGGUAAAGUGUACAGCUGUGCGAAAAGAGUGCUUGUGCAUUUCGGGGACGAUCUGUACGGCGAUGCAAGAAACGUUUCUUCUCUUGUGAUGGAGCAUGCUGCGAUGAUCUCGAAAUACAAGUCCGUGCAUGACAUGCCCAUUCUGUUGGCAGAGGAUCCUGCGCUUGAUGAUCCGAGAUGGAAAACUCUAUCAAGAUUUCACCACUUGCCAUGGUGGAGUAGAGCAUGGGUUAUUCAAGAAGUCGGAUUGGCGCGAGAAUCGGUCUGUCAAUACGGCAAUGAGGAGUUUGAUUACCGCGAUUUAAUGAGACUCGCCGUAUGGACGACAAGAUGUGCACCACAUCUUGAAUUCAGAUAUGAUGUUUCUUUCGCGACCGUCCAUACAGACUGGCUGGAUUGGUCGCCCAAAUGGCGAGAAACCUCUCCGGAUCCUAGCCAGACUUUCCUAGGUUUGAUGAACCAUUCGCGGUGGCUUUCGUGCCAGUGGAAGAAGGACCACAUUUACGCCCUUCUAGGCCAUCCACUGGCUCAUGUUGAAUCUGACGAGAAGCUGAUUGUCCAACCAGCCUACAACAAAACCGAUGAGGCCGUCUAUCUUGAGCUCGGAAAGAUGCUGAUAAGAAGCCAUGGCCUUCGUGUCCUGUCUCCAGUGGACCAUAGCGAGGAAACCUGGAGCAGCCUUUUGGUUCUUUCUUGGCUUCCCUUCUAUCACAACGUCGAGCUUACAGCAUGCAAUUUCGGAGUCUUCCCAGAUUUCUGUUACAAUGCUUCUGGGCGAUCUGAAAGUCAGCUCGUGAUAAACGCGGACGACUUGCAUGUUGAAGGCAUGCUCGUUGACGUUGUGAGACGUUCAUAUCGAUUCACCGAACAGGAUUUAGAGGAUCUUGGAAGACUGUCAAUGGAGAGGCGUGCUGUUGGACAUCAGGACGGACUGCUGGAUCAUAUCAUGGCUGAAGCCCUUGGUGGGGUGAAUGGCCAAGCUUACGAUGCGGACGACAAAGUUACGGCCCUCAGCUUGACACUUUGUGCAGGGUUGUCGAGAUACCGAAGCGCCGACGAUGAUCUUGAUCAGCACUGCAAAGACUUUGCCGCCUUCUACAGGCUUUGGAAGGGGCUGCAAGACCAGGACGACUUCCCUCAGUGGAUGCCACGGGAUCACGCCGAUGGAGACUAUGAGAAAUAUACGACCGACAUGAAGCUGGUAUGCGAAGGUAGAAGCUUCAUGUUCACCGAAAAGGGCCGUUUCGGUCUGGCACCACUGAUCACGUUUCCCGGAGACAUCUGCUGCGUCCUUUUUGGCGGGACGGUGCCUUUCGUCCUACGGCGGACACAGCGCGAGCGGUAUUUCAAACUUUAG